UCAGCUGUGUCCAAUCACAGCUGAUCACAUAAAACAGGGAAAUGCCGGUUAGCACUGAUGAUCAGUGUGCCGUGAUGAUCUGUGUAGCCCCAGCAGCGCCACCUGUCAGUGUCCAUCAGUGCCAGCUCUCAGUGCUCAUCCAUGCCACCUGCCAGUGCCCAUCAGUGCCACAUCAGUGCCCAUCAGUGCCACAUCAGUGCCCAUCAGUGCCACAUCAAUCCCAUAUAUCAGUGCCCAUCUGAGCUGCCUUUCAGUAUCACCCAUCAGUGCCAGUCAGUGCCACCUAUCAAUGCCAGUCAGUGCCACCUAUCAGUGCUGCCAAUCAGUGCUGCCUAUCAGUGCCAGUCAGUGCCGCCUAUGAGUGUGCAUCAGUGCCGCCUAUCA
Staurois parvus is the source of this 384-nucleotide messenger RNA. The record is from the annotation of a GenBank genome assembly. NCBI's taxonomy places the organism in Eukaryota, Metazoa, Chordata, Amphibia, Anura, Ranidae.